AUGGCAGACUCGCGCGAGAGUCCAGCGUCAGACCCGGAUUGUUGUGAUCUCACCGUGAGCGAGUCACUGGCUCCUCACCGAGAUACCAAAACCGCAGUGGUCACAUCAAUCUCAUUUGAUGGACUCCUCAAAGAACCCCUGCUCCUGAAGGAAGAUCUCAAAGAGGGAUGUGGAGGUCAAUUAUGGCCCGCGGGUAUGGUCCUAGCCAAGUAUCUCUUAUGCCAACACAGGUCGAAUCUUUCCGAUAAAACCAUUGUCGAACUUGGAGCCGGGGGUGGUCUCGUUGGACUCGCCGUUGCCCGUGGGUGUGAAAUUGGACAGCCACCGAUCUAUGUCACGGAUCAAGAACCCAUGCUACCCUUGAUGGAAGCCAAUAUUCAACUAAACUGCCUCUCCUCGACUGUGUCCGCGACUGUUUUCAACUGGGGAGAACCCGAACCAGAAAAUUUCCCAGAGCCGGAUGUCAUCCUCGCGGCCGACUGUGUCUAUUUCGAACCGGCGUUUCCUCUUCUGAUCUCCACGCUCAAGGGUCUCCUGGGCCCUCGCUCGGUGUGCUAUUUCUGUUUCAAGCGACGCAGACGUGCUGAUCUACGAUUCAUGAAGAUGGCAAAGAAAGUAUUCGAUAUCCAAGAGAUCGAUGACGACCCCGAUGCGAAAACCUACAACCGAGAGAAUAUCUUCCUCUACACCCUCCGCGCCAAAUUCCCCAGAGGCCACCAAAAGUCAUCACCCUAG
This is a messenger RNA of Penicillium alfredii, 735 nucleotides long. RefSeq lists its product as uncharacterized. The transcript has 2 exons. The coding region runs from base 1 to 735 and encodes 244 amino acids. NCBI's taxonomy places the organism in Eukaryota, Fungi, Ascomycota, Eurotiomycetes, Eurotiales, Aspergillaceae. The record is from RefSeq and is a predicted model, not a curated record.